Molecule: messenger RNA, 2067 nt
Organism: Patella vulgata (common limpet)
Lineage: Eukaryota; Metazoa; Mollusca; Gastropoda; Patellidae
Product: GTPase IMAP family member 4-like
Exons: 2
Coding region: 32-1036 (334 amino acids)
Molecular function (GO): GTP binding
Source: RefSeq, a predicted model, not a curated record
UACUUUUGUAGAUUAAAAAAGAGAAUAGAAGAUGCCUUUUACAAGUCCAGUAGAGCUUAGAAUGGUGAUGUUAGGGAAAACAGGAGCUGGUAAAAGCGCCACUGGAAACAGUCUGCUGCAGACUAAGCUAUUCAAAUCCAACAAUUAUGGCGCGUCUGUCACCGUAAACUGCAAAUUUGGAAACAGGCAUCUUGACAAUGGGAAAAAGUUGGUAGUUAUCGACACACCAGGUAUAUUCGACACCAGGAAAAGCAACCUUGAAACGUCGAAAGAGGUUAUAAGGUGUAUCGGUCUAGCUUCACCAGGUCCCCACGUCUUUAUCUUCGUUCUGAAGAUCGGUCGCUUUACCCAGGAAGAGAUGGAGACGAUCCAACACCUCAAAGAUCUGUUUGGAGAAGACGUUGUCGAUUACGUGAUCAUUGUAUUCACCGGUAAGGACUCACUUGAUUACGAUGAUAUGACCAUUCAUGAACAUAUCCAGCACUGUCCACCAGAUCUACAAUCACUGGUUGCCGAGUGCCAUGGGAGAAUAGCUACCAUUAACAACCGAGCAGAACCACCGGCAUUAGCAAGGGAUGUUAAAGCUAUUCUAGAUUUAAUGGCGGAGACCGUGAGACAAAAUGGCGGAAAGUACUACACUGGAGAGAUGUUUGAAGGAGCAGAAAGGGCAUAUCAAGAAAAACUUCGACUUCUCGAGGAAGAGAAAAACAAGAAAGAGCGGGAACUAGAACAAAAAGAGCGGGAAAUUGAGGAAGAGGCGAAGAGAAAGAUGAAAGAAAUUGAAGCGAUGAAACUAGAACACAAUGAAGAGAAAAAAGAAUUAGAGAGAAUUAAGAAAAGACAACGUCAAAAAGAGCAGGAAUUAGAAGACGAACGCGAGAAAAUAAAGAAUAUCGAUCCGAGACAAGAAUAUCGAGAGGAUGUGCAGGCGAAAGAUGGCGCUAUUGUUGAGAUUGCUCGAGGUAUAGAAAAGGUUGGGCGUGGCAUUGGACGGGGCAUCAAAGACGUGUGGAAUGGAUUCCUUAGUUUUUUUUGAUUAGAUAUUUCGUUAGCUGAUGUCGUUCUUACCCGUAUCCCAACACACGAAUUCGAACUGAUCAGCUGAAAAUAAUGGUUACUGUUUGAUUUAAAACUAUAAACUGUGUUUUUUUUUUAUGCCAAAUGAAAUAUAUAAAAGAUGCAUCAUUGGACGGGGCGCCAAAGACGCGUGGAAUGGAAUCGUUGGUUGGUUUAGUUAGAUCGUAAGUUAGCCGAAGUCGGUCUUACCCGUAUCCCAACACACGAAAUGGAACUGAAGUUAGCAAACCUUUAAGCUGAUAAUAAUGGUUACUGUUUCAUUUAAAACUAUAGACUGUGUUGUAUAUUUUAUGUCAAAUGAAAUAUUUUAAAGAUACAUUAUGUAACAGCUCAAUUUAUCUAUGGCAGGUCUUUUAAUCACUUUAUUCACAUGACAAACCGAAAAUCAACUCCCGAGACCAUCGGAUGGCCGUGGUAUUAAACGGAUAAAACACAUCGCCAUUUAAUAAUUUCAUUUUAAACUGGAAAAUCGAGACUGUAUCGUUAAAAUUUCAAACUCUGAAAUUUUCAAUAUAUUCAUUUUUCACAGUCUGUUUAAACUAUUAUAUCAGGACCGGUCAGCUCUGUAUCUAAAUCUACAUACAAUGUAAUGCAUCUUUAAAUAAAUCUACAUAAUGCAUCUUUAUAUGAAUCUACAGACAUUGUAAUGUAAUGCAUCUUUAUAUAAAUCUACAUACAUUGUAAUGCAUCUUUAUGUAAAUCUACAUACAUUGUAAUGCAUCUUUAUUUAAAUCUACAUACAUUGUAAUGCAUCUUUAUUUAAAUCUACAUACAUUGUAAUGCAUCUUUAUGUAAAUCUACAUACAUUGUAAUGCAUCUUUAUUUAAAUCUACAUACAUUGUAAUGCAUCUUUAUGUAAAUCUACAUACAUUGUAAUGCAUCUUUAUGUAAAUCUUACGUAAUGCAUCUUUAAAUUAUCUUAUGCUUAUUAUUAAAAACAUUAUUACCGUAAACAUGCUUCAAGUAACAGAAUUUAGACUCUAGUUAGCA